AUGAAGUUCUCGUAUACCCCCCUGCUCCUUGUUCUCUUUGCUGCUUUCGUAGCGGCUCUACCAGCUGUACCACGUAUGUCUGGUGAAGGUGGAGACCAAGACUGGAAGAGAGUAGCUGUCCCAGACGUCGUAGAGCGUAUGUCGGGAGAAGGAGGCGACCAAGACUGGAAGAGGCUGUCUGGCAAGGGUGGUGACCAAGACUGGAAGAGAAUGUCCGGAGAGGGUGGUGAUCAAGAUUGGAAGAGGAUGUCUGGAGAGGGCGGCGAUCAAGACUGGAAGAGAAUGUCGGGUGAGGGCGGUGAUCAAGACUGGAGACGCUUUUCGGGAGAGGGCGGUGAUCAGGACUGGAAGCGUAUGUCCGGGGAAGGUGGUGACCAGGACUGGAGGCGGAUGUCGGGUGAGGGUGGCGACCAAGACUGGUGA
Stereum hirsutum FP-91666 SS1 is the source of this 423-nucleotide messenger RNA. RefSeq lists its product as uncharacterized. NCBI's taxonomy places the organism in Eukaryota, Fungi, Basidiomycota, Agaricomycetes, Russulales, Stereaceae. The record is from RefSeq and is a predicted model, not a curated record. The coding region runs from base 1 to 423 and encodes 140 amino acids. The transcript has 4 exons.